UCCAGAAGAAAUGACGGAAAUAAAGCGAAAGUACUUUCAAUCAUAUGGAGUUAAAGGUCUUCUUGGAGUAAUAGAUGGAACGAUGAUACAAAUUAAAGGAGCCACUGGGGCUGAUGAACCAGCAUAUAUUUGCAGAAAAGGAUAUCCUGCUUUGAACUGUCAAGUUGUGAUUGAUCAUGAUGGGAAGUUUAGAGAUGUCAUUGUAAAGUAUCCUGGAUCCUGUCAUGAUGCUUUUGUUUUUUCAAAUUCUGCAUUAAAACAGACAUUAGAAGAUGGUCCUAGUGAAGGUUUUCUUUUUGCAGAUUCCGGAUACCGGUUAUCACCAGUCAUGAUUACACCGUUUAAUCAGCCAACUACACCACAGGAAAUCUAUUUUAAUGAAGUUCAUUCUUAGGUACGUAGUAAUGUGGAGCGAUCGAUUGGUCGUUUAAAAAGCCGUUGGAGAUGUUUGCACAAAAGUGGUGGAGCACUUCAGUACACCCCAUCAACUUGCUGCAAAAUAUUUUUUACAUGUGUUUUAUUAGAAAACCUUUGCCAUUGCUUAGGAUUGGAAUUUCUAGAUGACAUCAACUUUGAGGAUAACAAGGAAAAUAAUUUACAUGAUAAUCAGACUGAGUUUUCACAAGCCAACCAAAUACGACUUGGUAUUGAACGAAGAACAGAAAUCAAAAAUUAUUUGUUUGCAAAUCGAAGGCAAUGAUAUAUUGUUAAAUUUAGCAUGG
Molecule: messenger RNA, 722 nt
Organism: Hydra vulgaris (swiftwater hydra)
Lineage: Eukaryota; Metazoa; Cnidaria; Hydrozoa; Anthoathecata; Hydridae
Product: putative nuclease HARBI1
Source: RefSeq, a predicted model, not a curated record